AUGGAAUAUAAAUGGCUUACUCAAACACAAUACCAACAUUCACCGAUUAAAAGUUCUCUUUCAACCAAUCAACUUUUGUUUCCAAGAAACAAAUUUAAGACCAAACACUACUUUUCCCAUAAAAGAUAUAACGGUUUUUUCAAAAAUCGUCAUACACAACUUCGCGCAAGCGGUGGAGUUGCUAUUUUUGUCAGCAAUUUAAUUGAUAGCACAGAAAUACAUAUCCAAUCUCCACUGGAAGUUAUUACCGUCUCUUUACACCUCAAAACCCCCUUAUGUAUUUGUAACAUUUAUUUGCCAGAUAGCACUAAUCUAUUACUUAAUGAACUAAAUGAUAUAAUCAAGCAAUUGCCAAAACCUUUUCUCUUUCUUGGCGACUUUAAUAGCCGAAAUCAUAUCUGGGGAUCUAACCACACCGAUCCCAGAGGUAAAACUAUUGAAAAAUUCUUAGAAAAUGAUCAGAUAACAUUACUUAACACCGGGGAAUACACACGUCACAAUGCAGCCCACAACUCUUUCUCGGCCAUCGAUCUUACAAUAGCAAACAGCGCUUUUACGUCCAAAACCGAAUGGAAAGUUCUCACUGAAUACAGCACCAGUGACCAUUGGCCAAUUCACUUAAAAAUUCUCAACGAAGCACCCAAAAUCCACCUACCCUCCCGUUGGCGCCUCAAAAACCCAAAUUGGAAUUUAUACAGUGAUAUCAUAGCUCAAAACCUUAACGAAAAACCUAUUAAUCUCGAUCUCAUUACUAACCAAAUUCAAAUUAAUUCGACUAUUAAUACCUUUUGCAACAUUAUAUUAGAAACCGCUGACAAGACAAUUGGCAAGUCAAAUUCACAUCUGAAGAGAAAAACAGUUCCCUGGUGGAAUAAAGAUUGCAACAAUGCAAUUAAGGCAUAUAAAAAAUCCUUAAACAAAUUCAAAAAAACUAAACUAAUCACAGAUCAUAUAAACUUAAAAAAAAUCUCGAACUCAAGCAAGAUUUAUUACAAAAAAAAGCAAAACUGA
This is a messenger RNA of Cinara cedri, 1011 nucleotides long. The record is from the annotation of a GenBank genome assembly. Lineage: Eukaryota; Metazoa; Arthropoda; Insecta; Hemiptera; Aphididae.